AUGUUCGUGAACGAAAUCCACCUGAGAGUGUUAUGCGUGAAUGAUCAUAUUUCUUCCCAGGUCCAUGCUGUUGUAAACAAUCUGCCACCGCAGAAAUGCUUCAACAAGCAAGAUGUACCCUGUGGCCCUGGGUAUGCAUCGUUGGGCCAUGUACAUGGUCGACACAACUACCAGCCACUGUGGCUACCACCACAACAGCAAUUAACGUCCAACAGUGCAUUUGGAACUCAUGAGGCACCCAUGGCAUGCUUCAACAAUUUCAAUGGAGGCAGCUACCUUGGGUAUGAGUCACAGCAACUUUCUGCUCCUAACUCAUUUGCCUAUGGCGCAUACACAUGCUAUGGCAACUACCAACAGCAGUGGCAACAGCCUACCCCUACCCUGGGGCUGCCUAUUGGUGCAUCUUGGCAGCAUCCACCUCCUCUCGGUGCAGCGUCAGCCAACACCUCCUCUGAUGCAGCGUCAGCCAACACCUCGUGA
Messenger RNA from Lolium perenne, 480 nucleotides. NCBI's taxonomy places the organism in Eukaryota, Viridiplantae, Streptophyta, Magnoliopsida, Poales, Poaceae. The record is from RefSeq and is a predicted model, not a curated record.